UUAAAGCGCGUUCACGUCAUGUUUACCUCGUAAAACGAUAAAAGUCGAAGUUACACGAACACGGUAAUGCUCUUGAAAUUGUCAUUUGAUGUUAAGUUAUAAAAUGUCAAAAAAAACUUAAUACAUAAAAUUAUAUGAGCUUAAAAUUGCAACAAUAUGACAGCUGACCCGGUGUGUUGAAAGUAACGGUUAUCAUAGCCUGACGGACAGACAGUGCGCUUCCUCUUAUUUGUUGGUCCGUUAACACGUUUAUUCUUUCUAAGUAAGUUAGCUUUAUGUUGUGCCAAGCGGUUUAAAUGGGUUGGCAGUCUCGAACCCGAACCCUGCAGGUGUUUGACACGGAGUUAACUGCGGAUACGGUCGAGUGGUGCCCCAUACCACAGUGGGCUCAUGUUCUGGCAUGUGGGACUUACCAACAACUUCUGGAAGGAGAUGAUAAGCAGAGGACAGAAGGUUCCGCUGCCCCGAGCAGAAUCGGUCGGCUUUAUCUGUUUGACUGUAAUCCUCAGUCGUCGUUCAUUCCUCCAUUGACGGAGAGUCAGAGAAUAGACACAGCAGCUAUACUCGAUCUCAAGUGGUGCCAUGUACCAAUAUCUGAGCGCCCAUUAUUGGGAAUGGCCACUGCGAGUGGAGAAAUCCAGCUUUACAAGCUUAUCGAAGCUCAGCAGGGCUCCAGUGGUCUGGAGUGUGAGCUGAGCACAGAUUUGGGUCCUGACAGACUGGCCUUGUCUUUAGACUGGUCCACAGGGCGAGGCGAGAGCAGUGAUGUGCGUGUGGUGUCCAGUGACUCCACUGGCUCUCUCACACUGCUGUCUCUGGGGGAAGCAGAUUUAACCGCUGUGUGUCAGUGGAAAGCUCACGAAUAUGAAGCCUGGAUCUCAGCGUUUAGUUACUGGGAUACUCAGACUGUGUAUUCAGGUGGUGAUGACAGCAAACUAAAGGGCUGGGAUCUGAGAAUGGGUUGCUCUUCCCCUACUUUCACCAGCAAAAGGCACACUAUGGGGGUUUGCAGCAUACACAGUAACCCUCAUCGAGAGCACAUACUGGCCACAGGAAGCUAUGAUGAGAAUGUGUUGCUGUGGGAUGGGAGAAACAUGAAGCAGCCCCUGAGUGAGACUGCUGUGGGUGGAGGAGUGUGGAGACUCAAGUGGCACCCCAGUCAAGAGCACCUGCUGCUUGCUGCAUGCAUGCAUAAUGACUUCCAGAUUCUAUACUGCCAGAAAGCUUUGGCGGAUGUCCUCCAGCCGCAACCCAUCACUGGGAAACAACCACACAAACUCAUUCACAGACUUACACUAUGGAUAAUUUAGCUUACCCAAUUCACCUGUACCAUGCACCUAAACCAUGCAUUCACCUAAAACAUGCAAACUCCACACAGAAACGCCAACUGACCCAACAGAGGCUUGAACCAGCGACCUUCUUGCUGUGAGGCGAACAUGUUACCCACUGCGCCACCGUGCUGCCGCAAUUUAAGCAUUUCAAAUGAAUUCUUUUUGUUAUUUAAAGAACACUGGGGAAAAAAUGGAUCAUACGUUCCACAAUAUUCAGGCACACAACACUGAUGAUGACAUGAAGUGUUACAUUGACAUUAAAGCAUCUUAUCAGAAUGAUUUCUGAUCAUGUGACACUGAAGACUGGAGAAACAAUUUACCUUUGCCAUCAUGUAAAUAAAUAACAUAUUAAAACAAAAUGUAGCAAUAUUUGACACUAGUGAUGUUUUCACAGUUUUUUUUUUUACUAAUUAAUUGAACCUCACACUAUCAAGAGUAUCAACAUUAUACACAACUGCAGCAUCAAAAACAAGACUUUCUCCAUCAGUCUCACUGGAAGUAGUAAUGUAGCUUAUCUGGCUUUUUGCCUACUGUUUUAUAAGUAUUAUGAAUUAGAACUUACUAUAUGACCAGCAUACUAUUUUAUUUAUUUAUUUUUGCCAAAUACUGUGUAUGUUGUGUACGGAGUCCCAUACAUGAAAUAAGCUGAUAAUCUGAAUAAGUUGUGUUUGAUUAAAGAGACAUGGAAAAUG
Danio rerio (zebrafish) is the source of this 2023-nucleotide messenger RNA. Lineage: Eukaryota; Metazoa; Chordata; Actinopteri; Cypriniformes; Danionidae. The record is from RefSeq and is a predicted model, not a curated record.